Molecule: messenger RNA, 2292 nt
Organism: Histoplasma mississippiense
Lineage: Eukaryota; Fungi; Ascomycota; Eurotiomycetes; Onygenales; Ajellomycetaceae
Exons: 2
Coding region: 1-2292 (763 amino acids)
Biological process (GO): copper ion import; intracellular iron ion homeostasis; iron ion transport
Cellular component (GO): plasma membrane
Molecular function (GO): ferric-chelate reductase activity
Source: RefSeq, a predicted model, not a curated record
AUGUCACCGCUCAACAAGUUGGAGAACCGCUCAGGGAUUUUCCCCAGGAGAUUGGAAUCACUGGUAUCAUUGUGGAAACGUAUCGCAAUUCCGCCGGGGGUCUACCAGUCUCCGAUACAAAUAGAAGAGAGCAACAGGGAUCCAUGGAUAAAAUCAGGUAAAUAUGCCCUUGGCUGGGUAUAUUUCUCCAUAAUUCUGCUUGUUGCGACGACUUUGUUUUAUCUUUACAAUAUUUGGUGUGAUAAGAUAAGAACAGGCCUCUACAAGGAAGAAAUCCGUAAUAUCAAGAUGUCAUCGCCGCAGUUGGAUAUCGAGAUGACAAGCCCUGGCACAGCCAACUCUUCGCGCAAUUUCUUCCCUACUGAAGAAACACUUGACUCCGUUUCCGGGCCUAAACGGGAAUCUUCCAUCUCGAAUUUACCAUUCAUAAACUACCUAACAGCGUUGAUAAGGUGGAUAGUCUACAGACCAAUUCCAGUUAUUCGACUAUGGAAAGUGGAGAUCGUACCCCCGUCUAUGGGUGCUAGCGUUGUAGUGACAAUGGCUUUAAUAUUUGUCACGCUCUACUGCUUCGUACCCCAACCCCUUUUUUAUAGCAGCAUCCGAGCCGGAUCUCCCCCCUUAGCUAUCCGUGCUGGAAUGAUCGCUGUUGCGUUGAUGCCGUGGAUAGUCGCAUUGAGCUCGAAGGCAAAUCUCAUCUCUCUAAUGACCGGCAUUGGCCAUGAGCGGCUUAAUGUUUUGCAUCGGUGGGGCGGCUACCUCUGCCUCUUUUUGAGUCUUGUUCACAUGAUUCCAUUUUAUAUUACCCCUGUCUGGGAGAACGACGGAUUGCAAAUAUAUGGGAAGCUUCGCACUGGAAAUCUGUAUAUCUACGCCUCUGGACUGGCAGCAUUCGCACCGCUUUGUUUCCUUUGUGUCCAUUCCUUACCCGUGCUCCGCAGCCGGAUGUAUGAGCUCUUCGUAACCUUACAUGUACCUGUCAGCAUCGUGUUCCUUGGAACGCUUUUCUGGCACUGCAAAAAUUUCUUGACUUCAUGGCAUUACCUGUUUUCUACCGUGGGGAUCUGGCUGGUGUCAUACUUCGCUAGGCUGUUCUUCCUCAAUUGGACUAACCCCUUCCGUAUUUCCUGGCUCAUCGGGGAAGAGUCUGCAGUCACAAUUCUGCCCGAGACUGCGGUUAAAGUCACGAUCCCUACGCAGAUGAGAUGGAAGCCAGGUCAUGACGACUUUCCCUCCGAAUACGGCGAGGAGUACCGAGAUAUGAUACUUGUCUUUCGGCCAUUUGGUGGAUUUACCGGCAAAGUACUUGACAUUGCUCUUGAAAAAGGGCCAUAUAAGACUUACCGUGCUUUUAUUGAUGGCCCUUACGGAGGCAUGCGACGGGAAAUGGCCUCAUUCGAUGACGUAGUCUUUUUUGCGGGGGGCAGUGGCAUUACAGCCAUCGCUAGCCAGCUCCUUGAUCUAAUCAAAAGAAUGCGAGACGGCAAGGCCCUCACGCGAACUGUGCGGGUUAUCUGGGCCCUCAAACGCCCGGAAACUAUGGAAUGGUUCAAAGAAGAAUUGCGAAUAUGUCGUGAAUAUGCCCCUCCAGGCUCUGUCUUUUGCCAAUUCUACCUCACGGCCGCGAAGCGCUACGACGGAACUACUAUAACUCGCUCAAGGCCCCAUAGCACCGUCUUACACGAUCGGAUAAAUGACGCUUUCCAGGGAGUCGCUAGCAAGCGAAACUCUGCCUUCAUCCGUGAGGAAGCUGGCGGGGAUGUAGAGCGCGAAAAGGAACUUCGCCGCGAAAACGAGGAUGGAAUUUCUGCCCUACCAGCCGCCCUCAUCCAGCAACACCACCAAACCUUUCAUCACUCGCGCUCCCUAGGCCCCGAAAUCGUCGCCCCCAUUCCCGUCGCCGGAUCCGCACACCCGUUCCCCUCUUUUCCUUUCUCCCAAGAGGAUUACUUCAACCAACAACACCAACCACAACAAGCGACGGAAGACCCACGCUCUUUCGACUUCGGUUUUCCCAGCACCCCCACACUUUUCCAAAAGAACCUAAUGCGUUUCGCCUUCCUCCCGACGCAAAAACGCGACGGCUGGCGUACCGAAUAUGGCCGGCCGGAUAUCCCCUUUAUGCUGCGGCAGUUUGCUAAAGAUUUCGGCCGGCGUACGUGUGUAUUUGUCUGCGGACCGCCUAGUAUGCGGAUUGAUGUGGCGAAUACUGUUGCGCAGUUGCAGAGGGUUGUUAUGAAGGAUCCGGGGAAGGAUGAACUGUAUUUGCAUACCGAGAAUUAUGCUAUUUGA